UGCCAGCGUUAAAAAAAAUCUCUUUUGUCUACAGAAAAUGUUAAGUACAUUAUAACGAUGUUCCAAAUAAAGUUAUAAAAAACAUCACGUGUGGCCACACUCACUAUCUAUUGUGUCAUUUGUGACGUCCGGAUUGUCGUAUCGCCAUGUUGGUGUCCUUACGUCACAUCAGGCCAUAUAGCAAGCUAAGCGCUUGGGAAGGGCACUGCCGCUAUGGAAAGGACUCCCUAACCACGGUGAUUCUGGGACCUUGUGUUGUCUGAAGUCAUCCUGAGACCAUGUUGGCACGUCUGUUCAGACUCCAUGGGUUGCUGGUGGCCUCCCACCCAUGGGAGGUAAUCGUGGGGACGCUGGCUUUGACCGUGUGCUUCGUGUCCAUGAACAGCCUAGCAGCCAGCCACCGAAUGUGCAAGUGGAACGAAUGCCCCAAAGUCGAGGAGGAGAAAAUCCACAGCAGUGAUGUAAUCAUUCUGACAGUGACACGCUGCAUGGCCAUCAUUUAUAUUUAUUUCCAGUUCAAGAAUCUCAGACAGCUGGGCUCCAAAUAUAUUCUAGGUAUUGCAGGGUUAUUUACAGUGUUUUCCAGCUUCGUCUUCAGUACAGUGGUCAUCCACUUCUUUGGGAAGGAGCUCACAGGUCUGAAUGAAGCACUGCCAUUCUUCCUCCUGCUUAUCGACCUGUCCAGAGCCUGUGCGUUGGCUAAAUUUGCCCUCAGCUCAAACUCUCAGGAGGAGGUAAGGGAGAAUAUUUCCCAGGGCAUGGCCAUCCUGGGCCCAACAUUCACCCUGGAUGCUCUGGUUGAGUGUCUGGUUAUAGGAAUUGGAACCAUGUCUGGUGUGCCUCAGUUAGAGAUCAUGUGCUGUUUUGGCUGCAUGUCUGUUCUCGCCAAUUACUUCGUCUUCAUGACGUUCUUCCCCGCGUGUGUCUCUCUGGUCCUAGAGUUGUCGAGGGAUAGCCGCGAGGGCCGUCCUAUCUGGCAGCUGAGCCACUUCUCCCGUGUGCUUGCUGAGGAGGAGGAUAACAAGCCCAAUCCUGUGACUCAGAGGGUUAAAAUCAUAAUGUCUCUGGGCUUGGCUUUGGUUCACGCUCACACUCGACUGACAGCUGAACAUUCAGGUCAGAAUCGCACAGUGGAAGGGCCUGUAGCAAAGAGUCUGGAUUCUCCUAGUACCAUAUUGCCUCUGAAGCUCACCAGUAUCGACCUGGAACAGGCGAUAACCCUCGGUCUUGCUCUGCUUCUGGCUGUAAAGUAUGUCUUCUUUGAGCAAGCAGAAACAGAGUCUUCGCUUUCCCUCAAGAGUCCCAUUAUAAGCUCCACUCCCAGUUCAAAGCCCUGGCUGGCAGAGGACUGCUGCAGGAGGUCCCUGCCAGCUCUGAAACCCCAGAAGACAACUAACUGUAUCUUGGCAACCAGCCCUACCUCCUCAGCUGCUGCUUCAGACUUGAAACUUUCUCCUGAGGCUGACAUAUCAUUUAGAGUGGAGGCAGUUGUGGCUCAGAAUGAGUUUUCUGGUACAUGUUCUGGGGGUUCCCUUCCUCAGACACAAUGUGCUCCUCCGAGUGUUUGUACUUCCGAGCUCCGAACUCUGGAAGAAUGUAUGGCCAUCCUCUCGGAUUCUCAGAGAGGUGCCCAUUUGCUGAGCGACGCAGAGGUGAUGAACCUCGUAGCCUCGCGGAAGAUUCUGAACCAUAAGCUUGAAGCUGUCCUUGAGAAUCCAGAGAGGGGCGUGGCCAUCAGGAGAGAGAUGCUGUCAUCCAAACUUCCCACUCCCACUGCCUUGGCUUCUCUGCCUUACAAGGACUACGACUACUCAAAGGUGAUGGGUACCUGCUGCGAGAAUGUCAUUGGCUACAUGCCGGUGCCAGUAGGAGUGGCUGGCCCUCUUCUGUUGGACAAGAAAGAGUUUUAUGUUCCUUUGGCCACCACAGAAGGCUGCCUGGUAGCCAGCACCAACAGAGGAUGCAGGGCACUUGGUCUGAGUGGGGGUUGCAGCAGCAGGAUCCUAGCUGACAGCAUGACCAGGGGUCCUUUGGUGAGGCUGCCCUCAGCGUGCCGGGCUGCAGAGGUCAAAGUCUGGCUCGAGACCUCGGAUGGACUUAGCAUUAUUAAACAGGCCUUUGACGAGACCAGCAGGUUUGCUCGUCUGGAGAAGUUGCUGGUGGGCAUAGCUGGCAGAAAUCUUUAUAUUCGCUUCCAGUCUCAGACGGGCGAUGCCAUGGGAAUGAACAUGCUCUCCAAGGGGACUGAUCAUGCUCUGCAUGUGCUCCAGCAGCAGCAUCCAGACGUGGAGGUGCUGUCUGUCAGUGGCAACUUUUGCACCGACAAGAAGCCUGCCGCCAUCAACUGGAUUCUGGGCCGGGGCAAGUCUGCCGUGUGCGAGGCCACCAUUCCUGCUAACGUGGUCAGAGAGGUGCUGAAGACCAGCACAGCUGCUCUGGUGGACCUGAACAUCAACAAGAACUUUGUGGGCUCAGCCAUGGCUGGCAGUAUAGGCGGCUUUAAUGCUCAUGCUGCCAACAUUGUAGCUGCUAUCUACAUUGCCUGUGGGCAGGACCCGGCUCAGACAGUGGGGAGCUCCAACUGCAUUACUCAGAUGGAGGCUGUCGGUCCAGGUGGGGAGGACCUGUACAUCAGUUGCACUAUGCCCUCUAUAGAGCUCGGCACAGUGGGGGGAGGCACCAACCUGUCGCCACAGCAGGCCUGUCUGCAGAUGCUUGAUGUUACCAGUCCCAACCAGCCAGGUGAGAAUGCCCGUCAGCUGGCCCGCGUAGUUUGUGCCACAGUCUUGGCAGGAGAGCUCUCCCUGAUGGCUGCUCUCGCUGCAGGACACCUCGUCAAGAGCCACAUGACCCACAACAGAUCUAAGACAAACCUGUCGGAGAACACUGCGUGACACUGAUGCCCCGUGCUGGUGGGGGUUCUAAAAGGAGCGCUGAGACGUCACAGUGUUAAUAAACAGAGCCAGCGUGCUUGCUUUAUGCGUCGCGUCACUGACUGCACGAAUUCUUGGGUUGAAAUGUUCAGUUAGUUAUUCGUGCCGUUUGUGCGCAUCUGAACUUUAAUAGUGUUUGAGGAAACCUGUUAUUUGUGGUACGGAUCUUGGAGAGAACUGUGAGCGACCGACGGUGUUUGGAUUGGUAAAACCCGCCAUGCUGCACAAGUCACGAGUCCUGCGCCUCUGAAGAGUGGCAAAGCCAAAAGCAGAUAUUUUUUUGUGUCAUACAGAGGACGGAUGGAACGUCUGAAUGGUUUUUACAUGAAAGCUACGAAAGGAGAUCUUCACAAUUGUCACCUUUUUUUUUUUUUUUCCUUUUGACAAAUGGAUCUUUGCACUUGCUAAAAGCCUGAGAGAGUGUAGUGGGCAGCUUUUGCCCAAGUUUCAAAUGUGAAUGUUUUUAUCAGUGUUGUUGGCUAUCACAUGUACAUCCCUCCCUGAGUGAAGGUGCUACUGUAUACUGUGUAUACUGUAGAUUGCCCAUGACUGUCGGACUUCUCGCUUCCAUGAGUGAAGCAGUUGCCAACAGAAAGGUUCUGAUCAUGUGUUUGGUUCAGAUUCUUAUUAGCUUCUACAAAUUUUUGAGGAAAAUUGGAAGCCAUAUUAAUUUAACUGACUUUUAUGGUACACGGUAAUCUCUAACUGAAUGAGGUGGACGUAAAAGACUGAGUAUAAAGUAUCACUGACUGCAGGUCCUGCUCAUUUUCAGAAAGCAGUGACACUCAGAAGUGGCCUUACAUACGUACGUCUGAGAAAUUGAGCCUUAGCGCGCUUUAGAUAGAAUAUUUAAUUGUAAGAAAUUAAAAUACUGUCUUAUUUAAAAAAAAAAUAAAACCAUGCUUCUUCCUGA
This is a messenger RNA of Archocentrus centrarchus (flier cichlid), 3846 nucleotides long. Its product is annotated as 3-hydroxy-3-methylglutaryl-coenzyme A reductase-like. Gene Ontology annotation, molecular function: hydroxymethylglutaryl-CoA reductase (NADPH) activity; protein binding; NADP binding. Gene Ontology annotation, cellular component: peroxisomal membrane; endoplasmic reticulum membrane. Lineage: Eukaryota; Metazoa; Chordata; Actinopteri; Cichliformes; Cichlidae. The record is from RefSeq and is a predicted model, not a curated record. Gene Ontology annotation, biological process: sterol biosynthetic process; isoprenoid biosynthetic process; coenzyme A metabolic process. Bases 279 to 2894 code for a protein of 871 amino acids. The transcript is spliced from 20 exons.